AUGAAUUGUGAUGUAUGUAUUGAAGAAGAAUUAAAUGGAAUGUUAUUCGUAUGGACUGCUUUGAAGAUUGUUCAUUCAGACAUCAGCAACAUCAGACAGUACACAGUUAGAGUUAGAAUGGCUACUUAUAUCGAUUUAUCAAGCCCAGAAGAGCUCUACAUGGAUCUCAUCAACCAAGUAGCUUCCAUCAAGAAGAAGAAAUCAAUCGACUUUAAUCCAGCUGAAUACCAAAGAAUGUUGGGUGAACAACGUGCUGCUGAAUUCCUUUCAAAGCUCAUCACCUCUGAAUCCGAUUUAUUGUUCAAGGAAACUGAUAAAGUUGUUCACAGAUUAGAGACGGAAGCCGUCAAUAUCAUUGCACAAAAGAUCAGAGAUGUUCUUACUUCAAAUGCAAACGAAAAGAGUCAAUUAAAGAUUAAAUUGUUGGUUAACUUGUUCAAUUCAUUCCCACCAAAGUCACCACAACGUUUUGAAGUAUUCUAUUCAUUACUCAAGCUUGCUAGCGAAUCUGGUAACAUUGAAUUCAUUAAAUCACAAUUAUCAAACCUCGAAACUUUGAUGGAAGAUUGGUCUGCCACCACUGAACAAAAGAGAAAGAUUUAUAAAUUAUUAUCAACCAUUUUCAAGGAAAAGAAUAGUAUGACAUCACAUAGUUAUUUAGUUAAAUAUUUACAAACUUUUACCAAAAAUGAUGCCGAGGAAGCUCAAGAAGAGUCGGUUCGUGCCUGUAUAGAGUCAAUCUCACUCCAAGAAUUAUAUCAAUCCGAUUAUUUAUUAGAUUUGGAAGCCAUUCGUUUCUUGGAGACUUCAAGCAACCAACAACACAAGUUAACAUACGAGUUGAUGAAGAUCUUUGCCACCGAGCAAUUGGACACCUUUAUGGCCUUCCAACAACGUAACCCAAGCUUUUUGGCUGCCAUUGGCCUAAAGUCAGAGGACAGUCUCCAAAAGAUCCGUCUCUUAUCCCUUGCCACCCUCACCUCUGAAGACAGCAAGGUUCCAUACGCUACCAUCUCAAAGAGUCUUCAAAUCGAUGAAAAUGACGUUGAAACUUGGGUUAUUAAUGCUAUUGCUGGUGAAUUAAUCGAUGCUAAAUUGGAUCAAUUAAAUCGUGUUGUUCAUGUCAAUACUUCAACUCAAAGAGUUUUCAAUAAGGCUCAAUGGGCUCAAUUAGGAUUACGUGUUGGUGCCUGGAGAAGCAGUGUAAAGAACUUACUUCAAGUUAUCGAUAAUGCCAAGAAUACUCAGAUCAAGCCAUUCUACUGGCAAUCAAGAUAA
Messenger RNA from Cavenderia fasciculata, 1278 nucleotides. Its product is annotated as proteasome component region PCI domain-containing protein. Bases 1 to 1278 code for a protein of 425 amino acids. Gene Ontology annotation, molecular function: translation initiation factor activity. The transcript has 6 exons. Gene Ontology annotation, biological process: cytoplasmic translational initiation. Gene Ontology annotation, cellular component: cytoplasm; eukaryotic translation initiation factor 3 complex. Lineage: Eukaryota; Evosea; Eumycetozoa; Acytosteliales; Cavenderiaceae. The record is from RefSeq and is a predicted model, not a curated record.